UUCAAGUUAGUUUUUCAAAUUAUUUUGUUAUUUAUUUUUACCUCGAUCAUAUUUUGUAAAUAAACCAGAAAUUUAAAUAUGGACUCAGCUUUAGAUCCUUUAGAUCUUGUAAAACAUUCUGAAAGAAUAGAAAAAAAAACAGUCCCUACCAUUGAUACUGAUGCCUUAGCCAAAUAUCUAGAAGAAAUUGCACAAGAAGCUGUCAAUCUAAUUAAUAGAGAUUCAAAACAAGAAUUUCUAUAUAAAAAUCCAAACGGAUGGCAACAGAAAAAACUUUAUUACAAUGUGAAGAAGUUUUACCAAAAAACUGGGGUAACAAAAAUGGAUAAUUCAAAAGAUAUUGAUAGUCCUAGCAGUAACUCAAUAUCAUUUGCUAUACCAAGUUCCUCUACCAGCAGUGAGGAACUGGAAAUUAAACUAGAACCUUGGUCUUUAAUAGAAGAUUUUAAGUUUCCCUUAGUGGUACACCAAAUAAAUGAAUUUAUACAAACCUGGGAACUAAGUUCUGCCACAAAAUUUGUAGUUAUAGCUUUGGAUAAAAUUGAGCACAUACCACCGUUUGGUAAAAGAUAUUAUGUAGAGGCACAUUUUUCCAAACCCACACCCAAAUGUCCCAACCCAUUAGCUGUAGCCAAAGUCUACUUUCAAAUAAAUGUAAGUCACCUGUUGCCCAGUGAUUACCCGGUGAAUGUUACCUACAAAUUUGAAAGCUAUAAAAGUCAAUUUUAUGCCAUGGGUGCGCUUAAAAUUAGUUCAAAUAAAUUUCAACGUUAUUACAUUGAUUCCAUAUUACACAUGAAAUUGUCAUUUUACGCCGAGUUAUGUGAAUGUCGCAAUCCCUUAAAACCUUUGGAAAAACGCAAAAAGAGUGGUAAACUAGAAAGAAUAAAAAGCUUGUGAUCUUGAAAAUUUUUAGCAAAAUGUGUUACAGUUUGAGAGAAUUGUAAAAAGAACCAUUUACUUUUUUAAUUGAAACAAAUAAAUUGAUUUUCUUUUUACUGCAAAC
Molecule: messenger RNA, 1006 nt
Organism: Lucilia cuprina (Australian sheep blowfly)
Lineage: Eukaryota; Metazoa; Arthropoda; Insecta; Diptera; Calliphoridae
Exons: 1
Coding region: 79-900 (273 amino acids)
Cellular component (GO): cAMP-dependent protein kinase complex
Molecular function (GO): protein kinase A regulatory subunit binding
Source: RefSeq, a predicted model, not a curated record